This is a messenger RNA of Laccaria bicolor S238N-H82, 1728 nucleotides long. RefSeq lists its product as uncharacterized. Gene Ontology annotation, molecular function: CoA-ligase activity. The transcript is spliced from 10 exons. Gene Ontology annotation, biological process: secondary metabolic process. Lineage: Eukaryota; Fungi; Basidiomycota; Agaricomycetes; Agaricales; Hydnangiaceae. The coding region runs from base 1 to 1728 and encodes 575 amino acids. The record is from RefSeq and is a predicted model, not a curated record.
AUGUAUAAAUCCCCGUAUUCAGACCCGCCUCCGCUCCCCGACGUCAACGCGCACUAUCUCCUCUUGAAGCGUCCGGAUCAGGCAGAAUGGAACGAUUACACUUUCCAUGUCGAUCCUCAGACAGGACGCAAGAGAACAUACCGACAAUUCCUUGCUCGGAUACAAGAUUUGGCCACUGCCAUGGGUGCUCCGGUCGCUCAAGGCGGUCUGGGUAUGCGAACUGAGGACGGGGAAAUCGUUGGUAUCAUGAGCGAAAACUGUUCUGACUACAUCGCGUUGGUGCACUCUUGUCUUAUGAUCACUACGCCGUUCGCUUUGAUCUCGUCAUAUUCCACUCCUUUUGAGCUAAAGCACGCCCUUACGCUUUCCAAGGCUACUUCGCUUUUUGUCGACGCGAAGUUCUUGCCUGCGGUGCUACCUGUGGCCAAGGAGGUCGGCCUCCCCCUGAACAAGAUCUUUGUUCUGACUGGACGCGCGAAAGGCCGCAAGAGUCUGUCAGACUUGGUGAAAGAUGUAAGGGCCAAGUCGAUACCCACCGUUGCUGUUCGUCAAGCAAACAAAGACACCCUCGCCUACCUCGUUUUUUCCAGUGGUACUAGCGGCCUCCCGAAAGCUGUGAUGAUAUCUCAUGGGAACCUUACCUACUCGUUGGGUCAGGCGAUAGUAGUCCAGCAAGCCGUGGCCGAAGUCUAUACCCCCCCCACACCAGCGACCCCAGAAGGAAUUCUAGUAACGCUUGCAUUCCUUCCCCUGCAUCAUACUUAUGGUCUGCAUGCGUACUGCUUCCGCGCCUGCCUCGUCCCGAACACCCUCGUUAUCAUGUCGAAAUGGGAUAUCGAGCUUGCUUUCAAAGCGAUACCCAAGUACAAAGUUUCCAUCCUGACGCUUAUCCCAUCCGUUGUUCAUCAAAUCGUCAAGCACCCGAAGAGCAAGCAUGUGGAUUGGAGUUCCGUGAUCAGUUCAAACAGCGGGGCUGCCUAUCUUCCGCCUGAGCUAGCCGAGAAGAUGGCCACGCUGGUGCCGAAAGACUCCAACUUUUCGGAAGGCUACGGCAUGUCAGAAGGUACUAUUGCAACGAUUGUGAAGCCUUUCCCAGGCGUGCUUGGCGGCCGUCUAAAACCAGUACGUGGGUGUACUGGUGUUCUCCUACCGGGGAUAGAAGCUCGUCUGCUUCGGGAUGAUGGUUCACCCGUUGAACUAAACGAAGCAGGAGAACUUUGGAUUCGAGGCGGAAACGUAGCUCUAGGGUACUGGAAUAAUGAGAAGGCCAAUAAAGAGACCUUCAUCGAUGGCUGGCUGCGGACGGGAGACCAAUUUAGGGUCGACGAGGAGGGCAAUUUUUGGUUUGCCGAUCGAACAAAGGAUACGUUGAAGGUCUCGGGAUCGCAGGUUUCUCCGAACGAGAUCGAGGAUGUUCUCCUGGCUCACCCUCAGAAGCUCAUUUCCGACGCUACCGUUGCUGGCGUCAGUGGAGGUCGCACACAAGACGAGAAAGUCCCCAGAGCGUGGGUGAUUCUCAGCCCAGCCGGCAAGAAGCUCGGUGCCGCAGCAGUGGUCAAAGAGCUCGAGACAUGGCACCAGCAAAACUUGAGCAAGUACAAGUGGUUGCGCGGUGGCAUAGAAGUGGUCAAGCAGAUUCCGAAAUCGCCGACUGGAAAGACAUUGCGUAGGGUCCUGCAGGACAAAUACGAGCGGCACAUGGCGAAGAAGGUUCAGGCGAAGCUGUAA